ACAUUAAAAUGCAUAUCGGUGAUCAACAUUAUCCGAAUAAAGUGCAUUUACAUUACAAUUUUAGCGAGUACUAAGUAGAAAGCAAAAGAAAAAAUAAUCACUUUGUACACAAACUCACGUGGUUCGAUUACACGCGGUCCAAGUAAACCUAACCAACAGAAUUAAACGCCAGUUAGUUAUUCAAUAUCCAGUAGACAACAUUAUUGCGCGUCCGAACGUUUUGACAUUGAAAAAUCUCGCUGUAUGAUCGAUUUUUUGUUAGUUUAGUGAAUUUUUCUCAAAUCUGCAAACGCAAAAGAAUAUGAUAUCAUCAGUGACAGUAGUAUUUAGCAAAAUCCAAAACUGUUUUGCUAUCAUUCGUCUAUGUAAUAAAUUUAAUCGUGACUAAAUAAACAACAGGCUGUUCGAAGACGACAUCAAACAAAGAAUAGGUACUUGAGUUGUAUUAGUUACUAAAAAUGAGUUCGUUUAAAGUCAAGGUUCUGUACGAUUUUCAAGGAGAGGCCAAUACUGCAGAAAUGAGUAUUGUUGCAGGUGAAACUUUAACUGUAACAAGAACUGAUGUAGGAGAAGGUUGGUGGGAAGGUUUUAACAGCAAAGGCCAAUCUGGUCUCUUUCCUGAAGCUUAUGUAGAAAAAAAUAUUUCAUCCCACCCUCCAAAUAUUCCAGCACCAGUUUUGCCACCUCAGAAUGACUGGGGGGACUCAAAUCAAAAAGACGAUUGGGAUGAUGAUGACGACUGGGAUGAUGACACUGUGUACUCUGAAGUUGGAAACAAUCAUGGUCAACAUCAGAUCUACAGUAAUGAACCAAACCAAAAUCAGAUAUCUCACCACUUUGAUAACAUGUCUCUGGGUGGUAUUAGUACAACAGGUGAUAAUAAAGGAACAGUUACGAAGAAAAGUUUGAACAUAUUUUCCUCAUAUGUCAAAAGUGGAUUAGAAGGAUAUAUAUUAGGAAAUUCCGCGAAUUUACCAGUAGCCAAUAAAAAAUUUGUCAUUUUUCGAGAUAGCGACGAUAUUUUAGGAAGAUGGGAAGUGAUUUCGAACCCAUAUACAGUUCAAAUAGCAUCUCCAAAGAAAGCGUCCAAAAUGGGAGGAUUAAAAUCAUUCAUAGCAUAUCAAUUGACCCCAUCUUUUUCAAAUGUGGAAGUUUCUAGGAGAUAUAAGCACUUUGAUUGGCUACAUGAUAGGUUAACAGCAAAAUUUAAUGUUAUAGCUAUACCUCCUUUACCGGAUAAGCAGGUAUCUGGCAGAUAUGAAGAACAGUUCAUAGAACACAGAAGAGCACAACUUCAGGAAUUUAUAAAUUACAUGUGUAGACAUCCGGUACUAAGUACAUGUGAAGUAUGGCUUCAUUUUCUCACAUGUACUGAUGAAAAACAAUGGAAACAGGGUAAAAGGAAUGCUGAAAGGGACCAGUUAGUAGGCGCCAAUUUUUGUAUGUCAAUCGAAGCGCCAGAAAAGGAUAUUUUAGCUUCUUUAUCUGAACCAAAAAUAGAAGAAAAUCUCAAUUAUAUGAUAAGAUUGGAUCAAUGUAUUAAAAAUUUAAUGAAUACGGCCCAAGAUCAACACAAAAAAUGUAUUAAUAUGUAUAAAAGGGAAUUUAUGAGGAUAGGAGAGUGUUUCUUUGCGCUAGGAUCGGCUUUUGAGUACAAUCAGCAAGGAAUGUACUCAAAAGCUUCUGUAGAUGUUAAAAAUAUUGGAACAACUUAUAUGGCAAUCGGAAAACUAUAUGGAGAACAAGCAAAAAUAGAUUGGCAACCUUUAUUUGAUAAACUUUAUAUUUACAAAGGCAUUACGAACGACCUUCCAAAUAUACUCAAUCUACAAAAACUCUCCGAACAAAAGAAGAAAGAAUGCGAACGUAAUUCUCAAGGACCACAAAGCGCUAUAGCAGAUAUUAGAAGAAGAGCUGAUGUUUUGACGUACACAGUAUUCGCCGAAUUAAAUCAUUUUCAACAAGAACGCGAUACCGAUUUACGACUAACAAUGAGAACUUUCUUGCAGGAACAAUUGAAUUUUUAUAAAAAUAUUGUAAUGAAAUUAGAAGAAACACUAGAUAAAUUUGAUUGAAAUUAUAACUUCUUGCCCAGUGUUAAAUAGUAUACAGGUUAACCAAAAAUUAUUUUUUGGUUUGUUACAGGAAAUAUCUAGUUCUUUAAUAAAUUGAAGAUAUUUUUCAACAGUUCGAGGUAUUGGAAACUUUGAAAAUGUCUCGAUUGACGACGAUUUUUUUUUUUUCGUCUACCUGUAAUCAACAUUUUCAACUAGAGUGAAAAAAAAUGAUAAGUUAACGAAAAAUCUGGAACCAAAAGAAAUAAUGUUUUAAUGUGGCGAUUCACAAAAAGAAUUAUCCGAUAUUGGUCACAAAGAAUCCAAAAAAGAAUAUUUUCAUCAAAAGAAGCAAGCUUUUUGUAUAUUAAGCAUAUUAUAUCUACUGUUUCUAAUAUCCUAGAUAAUAUGAAAAAUUUAAAACCAAAAAAAUAUACAAAACAGUGAAUUUUAUUGAAUUUAUUUUCAAUCUGAAAAUAUUUUCUGCAUUGAAUUCAAAUCUUAUUCUAUUAUAUUGGUUUGUGUGGUUAUACAAAAUGAAUCUUAUGAUACUAAACACACUUUUACACUACCACAAACCUCAUAAUUACACUGUCCGAGGUAAACUCAGCCUUCAGUCUCUGAAAACGAUAACUUGGUUAUCAAAACGCGUUAGACAGUGUAAUUGUGAGUGGUGGUGUAAACAGUGUAUUCAGUAUGAAUACCAAAUGUUCAAAAAAUUCUUACUUACAACCUUACGAAAAAUUGUGAACAUAAAUAAAAACUCAUUUGUUAGGAAUUUACAUUACAAGACUAUUUGAGUGCUAGAGAUUCAGCCUGACAUCGGUAUAGAGACAUGUGAUUUUUUGAUACUUAUGAAACGACUCACAAUUUGUAGUUGGUAGUUAUCCAUUGGAGUCAUUGAAAAGGUCUAUAUCUUCACUACUCUGUUUUUGUGACUAGUACUUUAAAUAUGCAUUGUCAGUACUUUCCUCAGUGUUGUAUAAUAUUGUUCUUAGUAUGACUACAUAAAACAUUUUGGUCUUUAUUGUAAUGAAAUAUGAGCCGUCCAGUAAACAAAGUGAUUAUCUCCAUAAAACAAAAUGUUGAUAAAUAUGAUGAAUAUAUUUUUUUUAAAAUUCCUCUUAUAAUAUAAAUUUAAAUAUAUAAAGUAGAAUACAUAAAUACAGGGUUUGUCCGGAAAGUAAUAGGACUGAGUCGAUUUAAAAAAUCGUAUUGAUCAAAUGCGUCGAUGCAGCGCUGCCAGCGCGAUUUCCAAACAUUGAAAAGCCUUUUCAGGCGAGGAAACAAAAAAAAGUCCGGGGGGCCACAUCUGGGCUGUAGGGCGGCUGCGGAAGCGUUGAAAUGCCGGCCUUAGUCAGGUAGCUGUUCACAAGAAAGGCGGUGUAAGCCGGGGCGUUGUCGUGGUGCAACUUCCAGUCUGCUGCGAUGUCUUUUCGGACCCGAUUGACCCUUCGUUUGAGUCUCUUGAGCACUUCCACGUAAAACUUGGCGUUGACGGUUUGUCCAGGAGGAACAAAUUCAUGGUGGACGAUGCCUUUGAUGUCAAAAAAGACAAUGAGCAUCGUUUUCACUUUGGAUUUGCUCAUUCUUCCCUUUUUUGGGCGAGGAGACCCCGGUUUGUGCCACUCGGAAGAUUGCCUCUUUGUCUCGGGAUCAUACUCAAAGAUCCAUGACUCGUCACCUGUGAUUACGUUAUUCAAAAAUUGGGGUCACUUUCACACAUGUUCGAAUUUUCUUUUCUUGGCACACUUCCACUCGCCGCAAUUUCUGGUCGUCAGUGAGCACUUUUGGGACCAUCUUCGCGCACACCUUGCGCAUGUUCAAAUGCUCCGUCACAAUGUCAUGAACCACAGAUUUUGGUAAAUUUAACAUCUGGGCAAUCAAACGAAUACUUAGUCGACGGUCUGUGUUUAAAACUUUGCGCACACGAGUAACAUUGUCGGUGUUUGUCGAAGUCGAAGGUCUUCCAGCACGGUCUUCAUCGGCGACCUCUUCCCGGCCCUCCAAAAAGGCCUGGUGCCACCGAAACACACCACUUCUUGCUAAAGCAACAUCUGGGUAAGCCUGCUUGAUCAUAUCAAACGUCUCUGUCGCAGAUUUACCGAGUUUCACAUAGAUUUAAUCGCGUACCUCUGCUCUAACGAACGCUGUAUUUUCGGCUUGCACAACUCACAGAAACACGUCGCGCGAAAAUGCCUGUCCUGACUCUCCAGGUGCUCGGAGACAACUGACCAGCCGCUCGUUUGUUCGCUAGGAACGCCCUCUACCGAAACCAGUCGGUGCGCGCACGCUCUGAAGUACAAUCGCGGCGGAAGAAAAUCAGUCCUAUUACUUCCCGGACAAACCCUGUACAGAUAUGGUGUUCAUGUAAAGUGAUAUAAAAUUAAAAGAAAGAAUAGCAAAAAAUAAUCGACAGUAAUUUUACAGUUUUUAUGUGACUGGUGACAUGGCAAAUUUUCUCAGAAAAGACCCUAAAAAUUUUUAGAUAUUUAUUAAAAUUUUACACUUUAAUUAUUUAUGUUUAUCAUUGUAACAUGGAAUCUCACGUUUUUCGUGUAGAGUGUAAAAUUUUCAUAAAUAACUACAAAUUUACAUAAUUAUUAAAAUCAUUUCAGAUGCGAGUUUUUUUCUACCUUUUCUGAAAAAAUUUAUCAUAGCGAUGGUAAUAUUUUUUACACCAACAAAAAUUAAACAUUUCAACAAAGAAAACGGUGAUAUUUUGACGUGAGAAUUUCCGAUUGAAAAUUAUGGUGCUUUUUCAAUAUUAGGUCAAAAUGAGAUUAAAAAAUUAAUAUUUCAAAUCAUAUGAAUUACAGUGUACUUGAGACAUAAAAAAAUGAGUUUUCACCAAAUUUGGUGAAAAGAAAAAUGUUUUUUGUUAUAGAUAAAAAUAAAAAACUAAAAACGUGGUUAUUUCAAUUUUUCACAUAAAUUAUUCAAGGGCAAGAAUUUUUUGCUGUGUAGUGGUGUUAAUCUUCAUUAUUCAGUUAUUAUAAACAUAAAAAUUUAUGACUAUACCAAGUGCUUUGGCACUUAAAUUCAAGAUUUUUCAAAAAGUGGAAUUGAUCAAUGUGUGCACCGAACGGCUCAUAUCUUUCAUAUUAUUCUCAGUCACCUGCUAUUUUGUUUUCUUUCAAAGCUCUAUUUUUGGUGUGUCUAAUGCAUUAUCACUAAAUUAAAACCGUUUGAAGAAAAUACUACCAUUGUGAAACAUUUUAAAAUCGAAAUCUAUGUCUAGAUGUUUACUGUACCUGUGAUAGCGCAUUUUACUUUUUUUAUUGUAAAUAGCAACUAUUAAGCUUACAACAGAUUUCAUUAUUAUGAAACUGUAUAAAGCGAGAGGUAAGACUUCAACUAAAUUGUGUGUAAAUAUUUAUUUUAUUUUAAAAAGAAAUAUUAGUUACAAGGGUAUCGCCUUAUUUCUUGUUCAAUAUAAGCUUCUUGAAUUGUGAAAAAUCUUUGGAAUAAUUUAACUUGCUAAUUAAAAAGUAAAUCUCCAAAAUUGACAUGUCUUCUUUUGUUUGUUUUUUCAUAAUUUCUAUCAAGGUUGGUGUGUUUAUAUCAAUCAUGAAGGUUCAUUAAUGAUCUUAGAAUUAUUUCAAGAGUUAGACAAUCCGAACAAAAAUAAUCUUAUCUACUUUCUGCAUUUAUAUUCUCAUUUUUUUUUUCAAAAAAUGUAACAUGUAAUAUUAUAUACCAGUACAAGGUUUGUAGAGGUUUUUAAAGGUAUGCUUAAGAAUCGGUCCGAAUAGUUUUAUCUUAAAAGGGCUCGAAGCCGUAUAAUAAACAUUUGGAUAAAAACGAUUUAAUUAGAUUAUGUCCACCUAAUAUCGGUAGUUUACGUUUGACAAAAUAGCAAAAAUCGCAUCUACUUAAAAAUCUUUUGUAACCAUGUUAGUAGCUACCGUAACACAUAAUUUCAAUUCUAUAAACACAAAUAUGUGAAUGGAGUUCACAGAUUAUUCAGUUACCAUAAUAUUAGAAAAUUGUACCAUAUACUAUUUAUACAUAAAGCUUGUCAAAUCUGUUUUUGAGAAAAAAAUGUAUAAAUUCAUUUGAAGAGAGUGAAGAUGAAAUAAUUUGUAGGGAAACUCUUAUAACUAAUGAUACUAAUGGGUUGGACGAUCUGGAUAUACGUUAAUUUUAGUAUAGAAGAUUUUUUGGAGAAAGCAUCUACAUUAUUAAAGCAGGUGAAAUGUUUCCAAAAGAUUUCAUAAAUAAUUUCUCCAUAUUCAAAAACAUAGACGAACAUAACUUUUUUGUUGUCUAUAUUUAUAUUAUCAUUUUACAACAAUAAUUUAACUGAAAAAGACACGGCUAUAAACGAUUUAUAAAGUGCUUCAAGAAUUAUGUAUUACAAUAAUUUAUAAUUAAUAUGUCCCAAAAUCCACGUUUCCUAAAACAGAAUACUAAUCGAUAUAUAAACCUUUAAAAGGAUGACUUUUGAAGUAGUUUCAAGAUAGUGUGACUUUAACAAUUGUUUCUUAUACUUUAUGAACAAAAAAAUAACACGGUUUUCAAUUUAUUCUAAGUUGAUGGUAUAAAUGUACUUGACUGUUAAUGAAAAUGUGACCUUACAAACCUCAUUUAUUAAGCAGAAUGAUUAUUCAUAUGGGGCAGGCAAUAACAUGAAUCAGCUUAGUCACUAUCAAAAUAUGACUGUGCUCAGUUCGCAUUAUUUCACUCCAGUAAUCCAGUCUAGUGUUGAACUGGAUUAUAUCGUUCACAUUCCAAAAAGCUGUUAAAUUGGUAACACAAUGCUUUCAAGAAAGAAGUAGAAAUUGUUUUAUUAAUUAUUACCGUUAGAAGAAGAGCUGAAGAGGGUGAAAAACACAUAUUCUCUAUACAAAAAAGUAAAUUGAAAAAAAUUUCCAACGCUGGAUUGGAAUAAUGAGAACCGGGCUUAAUCGUAACCGUUUGGUAAAAAAAUGAUAUUUUCAGUCCAUCCCUUUAUAGAGUUGUAUCAGCUCUAUUUUUAAGUUCUAAAAAAAUGUAGACAUUUUUCUUUGGAUAUACUAUAACUCUAGAAAUUAAAGUACAUAAUUCUGGACCACCUUGUAUAAUUUAUGUUAAUUAUCUUUAAUUAUAAAGCCGCCUCAUCUAAUACCCUCAAUUUUUUAUAAAAUUUCAUAAAUAAAUUAGAUGCUGCAGCUUUAACUUAACCUAUAUUAUAAUGUAUGUAAUGAAACUUUCUAAUUCAAAUUAUUUUGCAAAUAUAUAAAUAUUUAUAUAUUUAAUUUUCUUUAUUGCUUCAGCCAAAGUAUUGUAAACUUCAUAAAUUAAAUGAAUAUGUAAUUAUUAUUAUUUCAUUUAUAUGUCAUAAUGUCAAAAAGUAAUUUAGUGAAUUUUUUUAAAGAACUGUCUAAAUUCAAGGAUGAAAUGAGACAGUAUAUUCAAUUUUAGAAGAAGUGUCAAAUUUAUGAAAGCUUCCUUAACUUAGGUUCCAUAGCUAUAUUUGAUUCCUAUAUUUUGUUUUAUAAACUUUAUUAUGAAAAACUGCAUACGUCAUUUAAAUAUUAUAUUAUUUAUUUUGCAAUGAUUCCACUAUUUGUCUCCAUACUGUUUAUUAUAUUGCUUUUGAAAAGUUGUAUCUAAUAAUCUUUUAAUAUAUCAUUUGUUGAAAUUUAAA
This is a messenger RNA of Diorhabda carinulata, 7686 nucleotides long. RefSeq names its product sorting nexin lst-4-like. The coding region runs from base 459 to 2075 and encodes 538 amino acids. Gene Ontology annotation, biological process: plasma membrane tubulation; endocytosis; endosomal transport. NCBI's taxonomy places the organism in Eukaryota, Metazoa, Arthropoda, Insecta, Coleoptera, Chrysomelidae. Gene Ontology annotation, molecular function: phosphatidylinositol binding; protein binding. The transcript is spliced from 8 exons. Gene Ontology annotation, cellular component: plasma membrane; cytoplasmic vesicle. The record is from RefSeq and is a predicted model, not a curated record.